AUGAUCACAGCUUUAGCUCCGCUUCGGAUGAUGAUGAGGGAGGUGGAGGAGGUAGAGAUGGAUAUGGGCAUGAUCAGGAAGAAGAAGAAGAAGAAGAAGGAGGAGAAGAAGAAGAAGAAAGAGGGGGAGGAGGCGGAGUGUAUGAGGAGAGGGUUGAUGCUUAACCAGAAGAACAAAAAAAAACCCUCCAAACCCCCUCGCACCGCCCAAAGCCCAGCCCUCAACCUCACCCAAGAAGAACAAGCCCACCUCCACAAAAAGAUAAAAGAACAAGCACAAACCAUAACGCGCCAAAGACUCUCCACCCUCCCUCCCCUCCCCAACGGCCAACCUUUAAAUCCCCAGACCCGGGCACAACUGAAAGCACCCCUCUUCCACACAAUCUUGAAAGUACUAGAGAAACAGCAAGAUAAAGGUUCGAGGGCCAAGGGGAUACAGAGUAUCGUACCGACUCUGUUGAUACCGAUGCCUGGGAGAGAGGGAAGGGAAGGGAAGAGUGUUGUGGUGGAGUAUGUGGGGAGGGAGGGAGUUUGGAGGGAGGUAAAGGGAGGAAAGAGGCCGGAUUUUGAGAGGUAUGAGGAUAUGGUUGAUGGGUGUCCGCUUGAUCAUAUUAAACAGGGAUCAUUGGUGGAGGAAAAGACGGAGCUUAGCGAUGAAGCACGUACAGAGAAGGAUCCUAGCCCUCUGGUUCGACACAAGGAUGGUAUCAGCUCCCUUUCCCAAAAAGCAGCCGACAUCUCCCACCGCUUCCUCUCCUCCCUCCUCCUGUCCCACCCGCAAGGCCAGCUCAUCCAUCUCAAAACCCGAGACGACGUCGAAAAAGCAAUAUACAAAGCCGCCAAAGUCGUGCUGAAAUUGUACAAAGACAAGGAUGUGGGCCAGUUGAACUUGAUUCCGGUAUUGGUGCUACCGAUGGGGAAUGGGAUGGAUAUACAGGGGAAGUGGGUGUCGAGUUUGGGGGAGUGGGAGGAUAAGCCUGGGGAUGUGGUUGUUAGUGUGAGAUGUGAGUGA
Molecule: messenger RNA, 1011 nt
Organism: Cryptococcus wingfieldii CBS 7118
Lineage: Eukaryota; Fungi; Basidiomycota; Tremellomycetes; Tremellales; Cryptococcaceae
Exons: 2
Coding region: 1-1011 (336 amino acids)
Source: RefSeq, a predicted model, not a curated record